This is a messenger RNA of Prunus mume (Japanese apricot), 789 nucleotides long. It is a transcript of the gene NRPB11, whose product is annotated as DNA-directed RNA polymerase, RBP11-like protein. Gene Ontology annotation, cellular component: RNA polymerase II, core complex. The record is from RefSeq and is a predicted model, not a curated record. Gene Ontology annotation, biological process: transcription by RNA polymerase II. Gene Ontology annotation, molecular function: protein dimerization activity; DNA binding. Lineage: Eukaryota; Viridiplantae; Streptophyta; Magnoliopsida; Rosales; Rosaceae.
UCCCUCUCUCCCUCCCGUCUUCUUCGUCACUGGUCACCGUAGCAAGCACAGGACAAGUCCGUAUUCGCCGUUGUCCCUAAAACUGUAAUCUCGUGUGGUGUCCAUACCGUAUACAACUAUCUCAACUAACUCUUGUUUGGUGGCCACUUUCAAAUCCCCACGAAAGAGGGUAUACAUUGCUGAGGUACUGUAUUCAGUGAUUUACGCCCCACAAAAGAGAAGGAGCAUUUUCCUCAGUCCGUGAGAGAGAGAUAAGGAAGCCAGCACCAUGAAUGCCCCAGAUCGAUACGAAAGAUUUGUUGUCCCUGAAGGCACCAAAAAGGUGUCAUAUGAGAGGGACACAAAGAUCAUAAACGCAGCAUCCUUUACAAUUGAGAGAGAGGACCACACCAUUGGAAACAUCCUCCGCAUGCAGUUGCACAGGGAUGAGAAUGUUCUAUUUGCCGGUUACAAGCUUCCUCACCCCCUUCAGUACAAGAUUAUUGUCAGGAUUCACACCACCAGCCAGUCUUCACCAAUGCAGGCAUAUAACCAGGCUAUUAAUGAUCUUGACAAGGAACUUGACCAUUUAAAGAGUUGUUUUGAGGCUGAGGUGGCAAAGCAUUCAGUGGAGUACUAAUAGGCAUUCAAAGAAUUGUAAGGAGGCAUAUUUUGACAAGAGAUGUCAGAUAAUUGUUGUUUGUUGGUAUGCAAAUUUGUACUGAUAUCGAUUAUUGCCUUUUGUAAACAUGGAAUCAAAGUACUUGUGUGAAUUUUAAUGAUGUGAUGUCUCCUGAAGUGUUUUUCUAA